Messenger RNA from Carya illinoinensis, 1263 nucleotides. RefSeq names its product cysteine protease XCP1-like. Gene Ontology annotation, cellular component: lysosome. The record is from RefSeq and is a predicted model, not a curated record. Gene Ontology annotation, molecular function: cysteine-type endopeptidase activity. Lineage: Eukaryota; Viridiplantae; Streptophyta; Magnoliopsida; Fagales; Juglandaceae. The transcript has 4 exons. Bases 89 to 1144 code for a protein of 351 amino acids.
UUAUAUAUAUUUACAGCCUAUCCCUUCUCCCUCAUAUUCACUUCCCAUAUUCAACUUCCUCUCUUAGAGCUGAAUUCUUAACCACACAAUGGCUUUCUCUUCAUACUCUAAGAUCUCCCUUCUGGUUUUUUCCUUGUCUAUGUUUGUCUGUUGUGCUCUGGCUCAUGAUUAUUCAAUCGUGGGUUAUUCACCGGAGGACUUGACAUGCUUGGACAAAAUCUUAGAACUAUUCGAGUCAUGGCUGUCUAAACACGGCAAGACUUAUAGGAGCAUCGAAGAGAAGUUGCAUAGGUUCGAGGUAUUCAAGGAUAACUUGAAGCACAUUGAUCAGAGGAACAAGGAGAGUUCAAGUUACUGGCUUGGGUUGAACGAGUUUGCAGACUUAACCCACGAGGAGUUCAAGAACAAGUAUUUGGGAUUGAAACCCGAGCUGCCCAGAAGAAGAAGCUCCUCCAAAGACUUCAAUUACAGAGAUGUGGAGGAUCUGCCCAAGUCUGUGGAUUGGAGAGAGAAUGGAGCUGUUACUCCUGUUAAGAAUCAGGGUUCAUGUGGUAGUUGUUGGGCAUUCUCAACUGUUGCAGCCAUUGAGGGCAUAAACAAGAUCGUGACGGGUAACUUAACGUCGUUGUCGGAGCAAGAGCUGAUUGACUGCGACAGAUCCUUCAAUAGUGGCUGCAAUGGAGGUCUCAUGGAUUAUGCAUUCGAGUUCAUCAUCUCAAAUGGAGGACUGCACAAGGAGGAAGACUACCCAUAUCUAAUGGAGGAAGGCACUUGUGAGGAGAAUAAGGAAGAAACGGAGGCAGUGACAAUAAAUGGUUAUCAUGAUGUGCCACAAAAUGAUGAAGUCAGUCUUUUGAAGGCACUGGCUCACCAGCCUCUUAGCGUAGCCAUUGAUGCUUCUGGCCGAGACUUCCAAUUUUACCGUGGGGGGGUAUUCAAUGGACAUUGUGGAACUGAGCUUGAUCAUGGAGUAACAGCAGUUGGAUAUGGGUCAUCAAAGGGGUCAGAUUACAUCAUUGUGAAGAAUUCAUGGGGACCAAAGUGGGGAGAGAAAGGGUACAUACGGAUGAAGAGGAACACUGGAAAACCUGAAGGGAUAUGCGGCAUCAACAAAUUGGCAUCGUAUCCUACCAAAGAGAAUUGAUCUAGCAAUAUCCUCUCAUAUCAGCUUUCCCCCCCUGCUUUUCCUUUACAAGAUUGAUGAAUAUGUAUGACUUUCUUAUGUUCCUGCAUUAAUAAAAUGUCAGACAAGUUCUCUAGAAA